AUGUCUUCAGGUUGGCAGACCCCCCAUAGAUCAGAGCCAAUGCCAGAAAUCAUGGUGAAAAUCAUUGGAAGUAAACUCUUUCGAUAUGUUGUGGAAAAGCCAAUGAUAAAGCAGAAUGAGAAGUUGAAGACAGAACCUCAAACCACACUCCAGAAACCCGGGGCUGAUUAUGCAAGGCAGGUGAGCAGAGACCUGCUAAGACCCACCGACCCUUCUGAACAGCAAAUCACUGCUAACCCAGCUGAUAAGGAAGACAGUAAGCACCCAAUCAGAAAUCAGAAAUCAGAGAGCAGUCAAAAGUUCUUAAAAGGAGAACUCAGUAACAGAUUCCUGGAUGGCAGGAUUUCCCAUGAGGCAAAUGUCUACUGCAGCUCAGUACCAACUGGAGACCAGUCUCUAUCCUAUAUACACUGUCUCCCCAGUAGAAAAUCUAGAGAUUGGUCCUUGGAAUAUAUAACAAAGGACAGCUCUGAACAACCUGAGGAAAUUAUCCAAAGACCAAGUAUAAUGACAAGUGAAGAUUCUUUUCUACUCACUUUGGUCAGAAGAGAACUCAAGUCAUGCCCAUUGAGCUCCAGCCUAUGGGACAAACUUCUGAAAGAGCUGAAGACUCUGGACCCCAUCUCUUCAGGGUUUCUCCUCCAGUCACAGUUAAGCCGCCUCUUCCAAAGACUUGAAGUCCCUCUUCAGUUCCCAACAGUCAAGCUCCUCUGCCAAAAAUUUUCCAGAAGGGAUUCUCCUGAAAUGGUGAAUUAUGGAGAGCUACUCUGCUUUUUAAAAGAGGCAAGUUCAGAUAAAUUGCAGAAAAAUGGAACUGCUGUACACAGUAACCCAAGGAACACUCCAAGACAAAGCCACCAUAGACAAAGAAUACUACCUCAAGGUCCUGGUUUACUGUCUGAAGUGAACAAGAGCUUGCUGGAGAUUUUGAAAAUGGCACUAAGAACAUGCCAAGGCAAAUUCAACAUAGACAACCUCAACCUGAGCCUUCAAAAAGAAGAUCACUCAUUCUCUGGCUGCCUCCCUUUGCCCAAGGUCAGGGCUAUAUGUGGCAAGCAUGGAUUGUAUCUAACCUUGACCCUGCUGGAAACAUUGCUUAACCACCAAGAUUUGGGUUACCAAGGUGAAAUAAAGUGGAGGAAUUUUGUUAAGUGGCUAAACAGGGCUUCUUCUGAGUUGUUGUGUGAUUUGCCUGUAGGAAAGAAUGAAAAGAAAACCCCAGGGGACUUGGUUGAAGUCCCUGAGAGACCCCAAAGCAAAACUGAACAUAUGAAAACUCCAGAAGAGAAUCCAUGGCAAGAAAACUCUACCACUAUGACUUCAGUCCCACCAGAUCCAAGGAACUCCUUUAAGAACAGGCCAGCCUCUCAGCCUGUUUUGAGUCCGGCCAUGAUGAAGGAUGCUGAACAACCUGAGCUCUGGAUAGACAGAUUCAGAAAGCUGGAAAAUGCCCUCUACUUAUGUGACCUUAGCAACACUGGAGUUUUGGAGAAGGAGAGAGCCAGACGCCUCAUACACAACUACAAUCUCAUUUACAACUUGUCCCUGAGUCCUCGGAGAAUUGACCAGGCUCUGCGGAGGUUCCGUUCUGGAGAAGAUGUAAUCUUGGAGCCAGCACUGCGGUAUUUAAAGGAGCUGUGA
Onychomys torridus (southern grasshopper mouse) is the source of this 1641-nucleotide messenger RNA. It is a transcript of the gene C2H1orf87, whose product is annotated as chromosome 2 C1orf87 homolog. NCBI's taxonomy places the organism in Eukaryota, Metazoa, Chordata, Mammalia, Rodentia, Cricetidae. The transcript is spliced from 11 exons. Bases 1 to 1641 code for a protein of 546 amino acids. The record is from RefSeq and is a predicted model, not a curated record.